AUGUCCGAACAACCUACAGAACCACUUUCCAUCAAAGAAGAGUAUCAACUAUGGAGAAAGAAUUGUCGAUAUAUGUAUGAGUUUGUCAGUGAGACGGCAUUGAUGUGGCCAUCACUUACAAUCCAAUGGCUUCCAAACUACACCACCACCAAUGGCCUUAUCGAUGCCAAACUUCUAUUGGGAACCCAUACAUCCAAUCAAAGUGCAAACCAGUUAAAAGUGGCAUCAACACAAUUACUGGCAGACCCCAAUGUCAAGGCUAAUUCGAAAAUUAAAACCGUACAAAAACUCGAAAAUAAUGCCGAAAUCUGCCGUGCAAGAUACAUGCCACAAGACGCAAAUAUCGUAGCAACUAUCAAUGGGUUGGGUGAGGUAGACUUGUACAACUUAGACACUGAAACCAGGUACUCACAUUUUGCCCCACACACUAAAAACGGGUACGGUCUUUCAUGGAACCCAAAACAAAAGGGAUUGCUAGUUACCGGCGCUGAUGACAAUUUUGUUUGUGUUACUGAUACCACCACCAACAAAACUACUUUCAAAAGCGACAUCCAAAAGGAUAUUGUCAAUGAUGUGAAGUGGCACCAAUUCAACGGCAACUUGUUUGCAUCUGUGUCAGAGGAUAGUCAUGUCUACUUGUUUGAUGCUAGAGAUAACAAAGUGGUUAGCCAAUACUAUGCCGAGUCCUCCAACGGUAUCAACUCCUUGGCAUUCUCUCCGUUUGCCGAAAACUUGGUGGCAAUCGGCAAUACAAGUUCAAAUAUCAAUUUACUCGACUUGAGAAAAUUGGGCGAGAACUCAGGAUUGUUACACACCAUGAUGGGCCAUUCGGAAGGAAUAACUUGUAUGGAAUUCUCACCCCACCACGACGGUAUACUCGCCACCGGCUCACAAGAUAGAAGAAUAAUUAUUUGGGACUUGUUCAAAGUCGGCGAAGAGCAACAACAAGAAGACGCCGAAGACGGGUGUCCCGAACUAUUCAUGAUGCAUGCUGGUCAUACUGCGGGAGUGAGUGAUUUAAGUUGGUGUCCUUUCAAAGACUGGAUGAUCGGUUCAGUUGCUGACGAUAAUAUUGUCCAUCUCUGGGAAAUUAGUAAAAAGUUGAUUACGAACGAGGAAGCUGAAGUAGAUGUGUCGAUUUUAGAGUAA
Candida albicans SC5314 is the source of this 1149-nucleotide messenger RNA. RefSeq names its product Hat2p (gene HAT2). The record is from RefSeq and is a predicted model, not a curated record. Gene Ontology annotation, molecular function: histone binding. Gene Ontology annotation, biological process: regulation of gene expression. The transcript has a single exon. The coding region runs from base 1 to 1149 and encodes 382 amino acids. Lineage: Eukaryota; Fungi; Ascomycota; Pichiomycetes; Serinales; Debaryomycetaceae. Gene Ontology annotation, cellular component: Rpd3L-Expanded complex; cytoplasm; Rpd3L complex.